GGUGUCUCUGCUCUAUAACACAAGACCAGCUUCACACCAUGUUUGUCCUGGGUCUGCUCAUCUGUAUUGUGCUGAGAGCAUUCAGUGCUCAGGCAAAAGUGGUCACAAGCUUUAAUGAGUGUAGUGAGUUUUUCUACCAAAACAAAGAACCAGAAGGAAUAGAUCAGAAUGCCAAGAAAAUCUGUCAGAUGUACGAACAAGGAGGCUCUUAUUACGCUACGCUGUACUCAGUUUCUCACAGGAUUCCCCUUUACAGCGCCUACACAUUUGAUCCUGACUGUACAAGCGACAGUGGAAGGAAAAAUGACUGGCAUGUCGAGCGACAGAUUUCUCAACCUCAACACCAUACUGAUCAUAUGGUCCUUGAGAAAGACUUGAGUGAUAAUGAAAAAAUUAUUAUUAAAAGGUAUCAAGCCAUAAGCAGUGACUACAGUGACACCGGAUAUGAUCAGGGACAUCUGAACCCCAACAGCUUCAGCUGCGGUGAUGGCCGUAAGGCAACGUUCACACUGACCAAUGCAGCACCUAUGGACGCAUGUUUCAACCGUGUCCCCUGGAAGAACUGGGAGGGAACUUUGAGGAAAUUUUUAAAUGACAGGCUUAAUGUUGACAAAAAAGUUAUUGAUAAUAGUGAUGUUGAUAGUGAUGAUGAUCAACAGACUACAGACACAACAAUCUACAUUGUCACAGGUACAGUACCUAAUGCGAAUCUACGGAUACCACAAAGGGAAAUCUCUAACGACCCUGAUAGGGUGACGGUGCCCUCUCACAUCUGGACGGCUGUCUGUUAUAAACACCCCAGUGAAGAAAAGUCUUUCUCCUUCGGCUAUAUGGGGGAAAACAAGCCAGCAGAGCCUGGAAUAAGCCUGAUGAGUGUCUUCACGCUGAAUGAAAAGCUCAGCAGACUCUACAGUGAGCUCUCAGGAACUCAACAGUCAAUUAAGAUUUUUGAUGAUGAAUGUUAUGGUGACAAUAAUAAAUUAGAAACAGUUCGUAAUGUAUUUAAGAAAUUAAUUGAUCUGCCAGGGAACCAAAGACUCCAAAUGACCCCAGAUGCGCACAACAUAUAUAAUACGCUGAAAAGGACCAAAAACAGUGACAUAUCUAACGAUAAUAUCAAGUUGAGUAAGUUGACAGCACAAUUAACGUUUGACAGCAUGAGCACUUUCUGCAGUGUAGUAGAGCAUUUGAAGGGUUAUGGAAGUGCUUGUCUUAUAAUUAGGGCUGUAAAACUAGUUAAAAAUUUUUUUCAUGAUGAGCUCAGAAAAAGGGAAAUAUCUGAGGGGUCAGAUGCUGUUGAAUGCCUAUUGGUCCCAGAGAAGCAGAAGACUGCAGCGGAUGGAUCGCAGUGCUCGAGGAUCUCAGACUCUAGUGACAGCUGUCAGUGCUACACAGAAGGUGAAACCAAGCCCUGCUGCUCCUCUCCCUGCCUGUACCAGGGCAAUUUAAAGAGCUACAGGUGUUACUCAGGCCAGACGCCGAUAGAGUGCUCACCCCGGUACUCCCUUAUCACGUAUAAAGGAGAGAGGUGCAAGGAUGAUCACCCCUGCGCCACAUACGGCAAAGAUUACUACUGGUGUAACACCAUCUACAACACCUGGGAUUACUGCAGCCCUCCACUGUGGAGAAGUAAAGCUAAAAAUGGGCAGCACUGCCACAGCAACCAUGCAUGUGCCAAAUAUAAUGCAAAAUAUCUGUGGUGCUACACAGAUGACAAAGGCAAUUACGACCAGUGCUGUACUUCUGAUGACUGCCACUCUGCUGUGAAUGGCCAAACAUGCAGAUCUAAUCACCUCUGUGGCAAACAUGGUGAAGAUUACCUGUGGUGCUACACAGAUUAUGAAGACAACUGGGAUUACUGUUGCACUAAUUGUAGCCAGUAGAAUGUUUACAAUGUUUAUUACAAUUAAUUCUGAAGUAUGACUUUGCAAAGUUGAUUAUUAUUGUACUUGAAGCACUUACUAGCCUACAAACUUCCUAAUUUACAAAAUAAAUUCUCUCAUAUGGGCUUGAAAUUAAUAGCAGCUUAAAAUGUGGUGAUAUGUAUGCAAAAAUAAAAAGCUCAAUAAAAACAUCUAUGAAUCUAUAA
Megalobrama amblycephala (Wuchang bream) is the source of this 2089-nucleotide messenger RNA. RefSeq lists its product as uncharacterized. The transcript is spliced from 2 exons. Lineage: Eukaryota; Metazoa; Chordata; Actinopteri; Cypriniformes; Xenocyprididae. Gene Ontology annotation, molecular function: nucleic acid binding; metal ion binding; hydrolase activity. The coding region runs from base 39 to 1883 and encodes 614 amino acids. The record is from RefSeq and is a predicted model, not a curated record.